Molecule: messenger RNA, 1241 nt
Organism: Cebus imitator (Panamanian white-faced capuchin)
Lineage: Eukaryota; Metazoa; Chordata; Mammalia; Primates; Cebidae
Gene: EIF2B3
Product: eukaryotic translation initiation factor 2B subunit gamma
Exons: 9
Coding region: 96-1067 (323 amino acids)
Biological process (GO): cytoplasmic translational initiation
Cellular component (GO): eukaryotic translation initiation factor 2B complex; guanyl-nucleotide exchange factor complex
Molecular function (GO): guanyl-nucleotide exchange factor activity; translation initiation factor activity
Source: RefSeq, a predicted model, not a curated record
AGACAGAUGUGCUGGUCCUGAGCUGUGAUCUGAUAACAGAUGUUGCCUUACAUGAGGUUGUGGACCUGUUUAGAGCUUACGAUGCAUCACUUGCUAUGUUGAUGAGAAAAGGCCAAGAUAGCACAGAACCUGUUCCCGGUCAAAAGGGGAAAAAAAAAGCAGUGGAGCAGCGUGACUUCAUUGGAGUGGACAGCACAGGAAAGAGGCUGCUCUUCAUGGCUAAUGAAGCGGACUUGGAUGAAGAACUGGUCAUUAAGGGAUCCAUCCUACAGAAGCACCCCAGAAUACGUUUCCACACGGGCCUUGUGGAUGCCCACCUCUACUGCUUGAAAAAAUACGUUGUGGAUUUCCUAAUGGAAAAUGGGUCAAUCACGUCAAUCCGGAGUGAACUGAUUCCGUAUCUAGUGAGAAAACAGUUUUCCUCAGCUUCCUCACAACAGGGACAAGAAGAAAAAGAGGAGGAUCUAAAGAAAAAGGAGCUGAAGUCCUUAGAUAUUUACAGUUUUAUAAAAGAAGCCAAUACACUGAACCUGGCUCCCUAUGAUGCCUGCUGGAAUGCUUGUCGAGGAGACAGGUGGGAAGACUUGUCCAGAUCGCAGGUGCGCUGCUAUGUCCACAUCAUGAAAGAGGGGCUCUGCUCUCGAGUGAGCACACUGGGACUCUACAUGGAAGCAAACAGACAGGUGCCCAAAUUGCUGUCUGCUCUCUGUCCAGAAGAACCACCAGUCCACUCGUCAGCCCAGAUUGUCAGCAAACACCUGGUUGGAGUUGACAGCCUCAUCGGGCCAGAUACACAGAUUGGAGAGAAGUCAUCCAUUAAGCGCUCAAUCAUCGGUUCAUCCUGUCUCAUAAAAGAUAGAGUGACGAUUACCAAUUGCCUUCUCAUGAACUCAGUCACUGUGGAGGAAGGAAGCAACAUCCAAGGCAGUGUCAUCUGCAACAAUGCUGUCAUCGAGAAGGGUACAGACAUCAAGGACUGCUUGAUUGGAAGUGGCCAGAGGAUUGAAGCCAAAGCUGAACGAGUGAAUGAAGUGAUCGUGGGGAAUGACCAGCUUAUGGAGAUCUGAGUUCUGAGCACGUCAGACAGACUCCUUCCUUUUGGCCUCCAGAAACACAGAUGUUGGCUGGCCCACCUGUUUGCCUCUGUAUUUAUUUCCCAAUAAAGAAGGGCUUCCAAAGACAUGCUGGAGACUUGUGGAGCAGUCCCAAGCUCCACGUCAGGUGGGCUCCAGAUGUACACA